AUGUCUCGCAAGGUUGACCAAAUUCCCUUGCCGGCAGAGGCCCGGCAAAUGAAAGUGAUUGUCGCCAGUCCAAGUCGAUCAGGCACCCUUGGACUAUACCAAGCCAUGCGAAUUCUGGGCUACAAUACCUACCAUAUCUACGAGUGCUGUGCAAUCCACGGCUUGCCGCAUAUGAAAAUCUUCAACGAGGCCGUUACUGCUAGCUACAACCGACUAUCCGGAAUCAGGAGAUACACCCCAGCCGAUUUUGAAAGAUGGCUGGGUGAUUACGACUGUCUGGUCGAGGUCCCGAGUUAUAUCGGAGUAGACUUCAUUGAGGCCUAUACCAAGGACCCGAAUGUCAAGUUCAUUCUCACCGAGAGAAAGCCCGAAAAAUGGGCGGCCUCCAUGAACAACACCACAGCCACGCUGGUCACGAUGGCGACCACAUUCCCAUUUAACAUCAUCAAGUACUUCGACUCGACUCUGUAUGAGUUCUUGGACCUCAAUGUGCUCAUCUAUCGGGCGAUCGCGGGUGGGACAUACCCCAGGGCACCAGGAAACAUAGAAGAGCUUUGCAGAUUCUAUCGCAACUACAUCAAGGCAGUAAAGGAAAUAAUCCCGGCUGAUCGUCUCUGCCUGAUCCAACUGGAAGACGGACUGGACUGGGAGAAGAUCUGCCCAUUCCUUGGUGUGCCGGUCCCAGAGCAACCAUAUCCUGGUCGCAACGAGCCCGAGAAGUUCAAGGUCAUGGUCGAAGGAUUUAUCCAACCGAAGAUCAACGCGGCGAUCAUGAGAUUCAGUGCUGUUGCUAUUUCAACGGUUGGAGUUCUCGGCUGGGCGGCCGUGAAGUAUGGACCGUCAGCUCUCGCAGCGUUGACGGGUUACUGA
Molecule: messenger RNA, 870 nt
Organism: Penicillium paradoxum
Lineage: Eukaryota; Fungi; Ascomycota; Eurotiomycetes; Eurotiales; Aspergillaceae
Product: sulfotransferase family protein
Exons: 4
Coding region: 1-870 (289 amino acids)
Source: RefSeq, a predicted model, not a curated record